This is a messenger RNA of Diaporthe batatas, 1578 nucleotides long. RefSeq lists its product as uncharacterized. Gene Ontology annotation, molecular function: protein binding. The transcript is spliced from 5 exons. The record is from RefSeq and is a predicted model, not a curated record. The coding region runs from base 74 to 946 and encodes 290 amino acids. NCBI's taxonomy places the organism in Eukaryota, Fungi, Ascomycota, Sordariomycetes, Diaporthales, Diaporthaceae.
AUCCACCUCAACCUCCUAGCAACCCCAACAUCAGACCUCAUAAACUUCCAUCGCCUCUCACUGCAAACACAAGAUGGAUGACGACGGCGAAAACAAUGCCUGGGUAUCCAAUGACCUAGAGAUCCUCCGAUCUGGCUUGUAUGCCGAUGCAAAGAUCAUCUGUAACGGCGGGCUUUCCACUAAGGUCCACCGCAAUAUCCUAGCAAGCCGCUCGUCGUGGUUCAAGACGGCAUUCUCUAGUGACCACAUAUCGGGUGGAUUUCGCGAGGUCACUGGAAGUAACGAGAUCACGCUCGAAGAAACCGCCUCACAAGUCAAACUGAUGCUCCACUUUCUCUAUGCUGGCAGCGUCGACCAGACCGACGAGACCGUCACAGGCGGCCGCGACACCAUGAUCCUCGGCAUCGACCUCAUGCGGCUGGGAGAGAGGUAUUGGUCAGAGGACAUGGAACAAUAUGGUAAGGCCCUCCUCGUGACGCACCUGGGGUCGAUCCUCGACCGCGUCUGCCACACGGGGCUCACGGUCCCAGUAAUGGAGGCCCGGUUCGCGGCGGAGGAGGACGAGGACGCCUUCCCCACCAUGUUCUGCCUGGCCGUGCGCAACGCAUUCGUUGAGCGGCCGGUCAAGUUGGCGCAGCGCAUCCUGGCGGACUUCGCCUUCGCGGCACGGCUCCACCUGUUCAAGAAUGCUGAUUUCGUCCGCCUCAUCACGCAGGGGCAGGUUCGGAAGUUCGGAAACCUGGUUCUCGCCUCGAUGAUCACGGGUGACGUGUCAGGCGAGUUCUGUGGCAACACCACAUUCGCGAAGUGGCAGGACUGGAGGUUCUUUCCGCGAUCCCCUGCGCCCGUACCAUUUCUCGUACGGAUUCCGCCUGGCCCGAGGCCAGCCGUCGAAGCAACUGGGGACUGGACUGUUGAAACUCCAGGCUGGUUUGACACUGACUAGACAGGCUGGACUGGAUGGGUUUGCGAACGGAUUAAGCAGCUAAUUGAGCCGCUUGACCAUCGGAAAACAGCAAUUUCAUGCUGGAUAAUGUUGGAUGGAUCACUCGGGAUGGCAAAAGGCCAGGACUGUUGGUAUGUUUUACUUGAUCCAGGCUAUCGCAGGGGACAGGCACGUGUGAUACCAGUGCAGAACUCACCAGGGGCCAUCCAGAUAGACCACUUCCAUAAGCACUGGGCUUUUCAUCUUUCUCACCUCCCACGUUUUGUUGCCUGUUUGGCCUUGCCAUUAACUUUCCUGUCGCUUGACCUUUGGCUGCCCUGAUGCCCCAGGCCACCCCUCGACACAACCACAUAAGCCCAAAAGUUGGAAGCUCUCGCAAACUCACAUUUCAAACCACGUCCGAGACCCGACUGCCACAACAACACUGCCAAAGCGGGAUCCUCAACCCACCCACUUCCAGAUGUCGACCAAACAAGACCCCGACCCCCUGGGGAUCCAACAUCCACCAGAGGCCCAGCCUCCAGGCACUCCAUCCCCGCCGCCAAGGCCUUCGUCCCUGCCCUCAUCGACUUCUCGAUCCCCGUCAAAGCCCUUCUCCCUCCCAAAGGCCGAGCCGUUGAAGCUCUUCUCCC